ACAGUUAACCCUGAAGUGACCCACUUGUGCCAGUGCCCCAACGCUUCCGAUUCGACUGACCCUGGUAUUCGUCUUGGCACCGUGCCAUCGAGUGCUUUCCGGCGGACACCUUCCCCUCGUCCUUCUCUGGUGCCACCACAAACGUCCUCCAGUGCCACUGUCGGAGGUGCUGCCGGAAAGCUCGAAAUCGUGAGCAUUCGGGAAAAGCAUGGAUAUUUCCGGAAAGCCAUCCCUCAUAUGCCUGUGCCACUUGCAGUUUUCCUGUGCUUACUGAAUGUCCUAAUUCCUGGUUUGGGCACACUGAUUAGCUCUUUUGCUGUUUUUUGCGGCUGCACAACUGAAUACGGCGACAAGAGGAAAUCCUUGCUGUACAACUUAUUAGCUGCGCUGCUUCAGCUGCUCAUGGCACCGAUCAUUGUGGGCUGGAUCUGGAGCGUUCUUUGGGGAAUCACUUUCGUCAAUAUAAGCUUGUCGAAAGCUGUGGAUGAACAACCACCUUCAAGCACAAUGCUGUGACUUCGGUUACAUGCUGGGACAAGAAAAAAUGGCCGCUUUAUUUAUAUCUACUUCUCUACAGCACCUCACAAGACUGCAUUAUAUGUUAACACACACAUUUAUGCAAAACUUUUACUAUUUUGUAGGUUCAGAUUAUUUCACUUCUCCUGAGGCACAAAAGAAAAUUUAACCCCUUCAGACCUGGUGUCCGGUAUACCAGACAUACACUUUAAACAGCUGCUAAUCAUUAAAUAAUUGAUUUAAUUAGUUGAUUUUUUUUGUAGUUGACUCUUUACAUUCUACUUAUUAUAAUCUGUGAAAUAAUUUUUCGU
Messenger RNA from Uloborus diversus, 827 nucleotides. Its product is annotated as protein stum homolog. The record is from RefSeq and is a predicted model, not a curated record. The annotation marks the transcript as partial. NCBI's taxonomy places the organism in Eukaryota, Metazoa, Arthropoda, Arachnida, Araneae, Uloboridae. The transcript has 3 exons.